Messenger RNA from Prosopis cineraria, 395 nucleotides. RefSeq lists its product as uncharacterized. The transcript has a single exon. The record is from RefSeq and is a predicted model, not a curated record. Bases 129 to 395 code for a protein of 88 amino acids. Lineage: Eukaryota; Viridiplantae; Streptophyta; Magnoliopsida; Fabales; Fabaceae.
AAAAAAGAAAGAAUUAAUAAUAAUAAGAAAGAGUUAAGCGCCUCCAACGCCUAUAAAUAGGACGCUUCUUUCUCUAUUUGGCAAAGAGAGAGGUAGAAGUCAGAAAGAAAGACUUUCAGUAACACUUAAUGGAUAUCAUUGCCGGAAGACUGGAAACAAUUCAGAACGAAAUCAGUGAGGCAGAAAACCAGAAGCUCGAAUGUGAGCAAAUGCUUGGUCUGUUCUGGGAGCAUCCGCCUGCUCUCGAUCCUGAGGACGUAGGAAGAAGGAUGCAAUUUUUACGGGACCACAUUCGCGCUCUUGAAGAACGAAGGAGGGUUCUCAUCCGAGAGCGCGAAUUGCUGCUUAUCAGGGCGGCCUCCAUCAUCCGCGGGAGACCAGGGGGAAACAACUAA